Molecule: messenger RNA, 1147 nt
Organism: Camellia sinensis
Lineage: Eukaryota; Viridiplantae; Streptophyta; Magnoliopsida; Ericales; Theaceae
Product: transcription initiation factor TFIID subunit 11
Biological process (GO): RNA polymerase II preinitiation complex assembly; transcription initiation at RNA polymerase II promoter
Cellular component (GO): nucleus; transcription factor TFIID complex
Molecular function (GO): protein heterodimerization activity; RNA polymerase II general transcription initiation factor activity
Source: RefSeq, a predicted model, not a curated record
UUGUUCCAUUCUUGUUUUUAACAGAGUUAGGGCUCCAUUCUUGCAAACAAUAAUUUGAACAAUUCUCAGUUUUGAUCGGAGAGAGAGAGAGAGAGAGAGGAGUAUGAAGCAAUCUAAAGAUCCAUUUGAAGUAGCAUUUGAGGAACUAGAUGAGGAAUCACCACCCGAUUCACCUCUUCCCCCAGACGGGAUCGAAACUCAAACUCAAAUUCACGCCCAUGAAUCUGCAGCUGAAGAAGAACAGCUUGCAAUUGAUUCUAAUGACAAAGAAGAUGUUGUUGACAUUGUCGAAAACACCAAUACUCCUUCUGUAAAUACGAAGCCAUCGAAAUACAGAGCUCAUGCUGGUCCGUCAGUGACUGGAAAGAUGAAAGAAGAAGACGAUGAAGAAGAGGAAGAGAACAUGGAUAUUGAGCUUGGCAAAUUAUCUUCCACCGCUGACCCUCAUAAAAAAGCCAAAAUGCAGUCUAUUUUAUCACAGUUCACAGAGGAACAAAUGAGCAGGUAUGAAUCAUUCCGACGAUCAGGAUUUCAGAAAUCAAAUAUGAAAAGAUUGUUAGCAAGCAUUACUGGAAGCGCAAAAAUUUCUGUACCAAUGACAAUUGUGGUGUCGGGGAUAGCAAAAAUGUUUAUUGGUGAGCUUGUUGAAACAGCCAGAAUUGUCAUGGCCGAGAGAAAAGAAAGUGGGCCAAUCAGGCCCUGCCACAUUAGGGAAGCAUACAGAAGACUAAAACUUGAAGGCAAGCUACCAAAAAGAUCAGUGCCGAGGCUCUUCAGGUAGAUUGACCUGGAGGCAACUUUGUGGGAUUUGAUUUGAAGGAUCCACAUUGUAACUAGAAGGGGCUAGCUGGUUAUUCCAGAGUUCUCUUGAAAGCCGUGAUUAAUUAAAAGGAAGGCUUCUGCAAAUGCUUACUCAGAAAAUAACAAGGAUAUGUUUAUGAAAUAUUGUAGAGAGGCAUGCAUAGUUGUUUCAUCUGACUAUAUAUACUAUGUUUGGUUGUUUCUCGGGUACUUUAGAGGUUGAUAUUGCCAUUGACUGGUUAACUGGUUUCAUAUGCACUGGAUCAACACUUCAGAGGCCCUUCAUGUCUCAUACAUGUUGUGCAGCCUAAAACAAAAAUACUUCUCUGAGUUCUAUUUUUUCCUC